UGUAGAAGGGACUUAAACACAAACGAUGACAUGGAAGGCAAACAACUACUCGUGUUUACAUGCCUUGUUUCAUGUUUAUUUGCAAUUAAUGUAUACGAUUUAGAAAACAUUCAUGUCGAGAACGAAGAUGGAACUACCCAGAUAUUUGAAGUUAAACGCUUGGAGCCCAUGAGUGGGGAGGCAUGUGCCAUUUGUUCACAGAACACGGCGAACUCGUCCCCUCGGCUUGCUCCCAUUCGCUCUAACGUUUUCAUUGCAGUUGGAGAAGUGGCAACAGAAUGUGAGGAGAACUCGGCAAAACUUCCAGUUGGUCUCUGCUCAAAUGCGAAGGACCAGGGUCACUGCACCAGGGACGGUGUCUCUUGUGAGCACUCCCCAGAGGAUCUUGCUGAGGACCUUUUAGCCAGUGAAAAAGUGCCAAUGCAAACUAAAAAUAAUGAUAUCGAUUCCAAGUUGGCUCUUGGAUUUGUGUCUAUAAAUGUAGGAAAUCUUGAUGACGCUAUGCAAAUAUUCAACAAUAUCCUUGUGUAUCACCCUGACUCGGUUGGUGCUUAUUAUGGGAGAGGCAUUGUCUAUCAAAGAAUGGGUAUUCAGGAAAUUGCGAAUGCAGCAAAGAGUGUUCGUGAAUUCACUGAGGCCAUAAUGAAAGAUGAAAACCACCAUGAGAUUUAUGAAAGGAGAGCAGAGUCAUACAUAGCUCUCCAACAUUUCAAUGAUGCCCUGAAAGAUCUUAAUAUUGCUGCAAAAUCCAGUUCAUCCAAACGCCUGUUUUUUAUUCGAGGAAUAGUGCACCUUUUAUUGGAAAACUUCGUGGAGGCAGAGGAAGAUUUCAGGAGGAAUCUGGACACAGACAAUUCCUUGUAUGUGGGAUCUUACUUUCACUUGGGAUUGGCUCUGUAUUAUCAGGGGAAAGUCAGGAAUGCAAUUGAAGUCUUUAAAGAUGUUUUGAAAUUAAAACCUGACCACGUAGAAGCCUCAACAAGUUUAGGUCAAGCUUUCAGAGAAAUAGGAAAUUUAAAACCUGCAUGGAAGAGAUUUAACCAGUCAGUUCACAUGAACCCUAAUCAUGCCCAGACGUGGCAGCUGUGGGGCAGUAUGUUGUACACUCAGGGCGAGCAUCGGGGGGCCAGGCUCCACUUUGACAAAUGCCUGGAUAUUAAUCCGUCCAACAUCAAUUGCCAGUAUAUGAAAUCAUUGACCUAUAUCACCAUGGGAAAAUACUACCAAGGACUCAAAUCAUCCAUGAAAGUCAUGAUAAAUAAUACUCCAGCCAUUAAAGCAAGUCCUGAGUUCAUCAAAGCUCAUUAUCUUAGAGAAUAUGCAAGAUUCCUUCAUUCAAAACUUGACACCCCUUUGGUCGAUUUAGACAUAGAUAGUUUUCAUCCGGAGUUUAAAGAUAGAUGGACAAAGCAGUUACCUUUUCAUUUUAAAAAAACUUAUAAAGAGCAGCCUGGACUCCAACCAGAAAUCAACGAUGUGUCUUAUGUCUCCAUCAUGGAUUAUGGCCGAGAGCUACAAGGCCUCAUCUGUAAAGCGCACAGAGUUGGUUUUUCCAUGCAGGUUGCGGCAGAUGGAUAUUUGCCCAGCAGGAGACAUAAUUUUGCCAUGGGAUUAGCCUCAAUGCACAUUGCUCAACUUUUAGAUAAAAGAUGGAGAGAAAUUAGAUUAAAUAAACAAAUAGAUAGAUCCUUAGAUUGGAGAGAAGUUUUUAACAUAGCUAUCCAGUAUAGGAGAUUAGUUGAUCCAGAGCAGCCAAUUUUCUGGGUAGAUAAGAUGCCGGAUUAUAGUACAGAGGAGGGCUACCACACUGAAAUCAACUUUAUUAAGGGAGAUGUGCAAAAUAUAAAAGUAAUGCAGUAUUAUGACCUGGUGUUCAAGCUUGCAAAAACGAUGCUGGAGCAUUAUGCAGGAGAGGAAGCAGUAUUUUAUCAUGAUCUGCGACAAGAUGUUGAGAGGGCAAAGACCUGUGAUGAUUUACUCAUGAUAGCCAGAAAGCGUAACAUAAAUGAGAAUGGUUUCAUGGUUUCCACCCAAGUGCCGAGCUCCAGGAGUGAUGAGAGGCUGGACGGCUCAAUGGUGGUCUUGUCUCGAGAUAACAGUAACAAGAUGACAUUUGCCAUCAGCAUUGUUAACAAUAAGGCCCGUACCCAGCUGUAUCAUGCUGAGAUAGACGCAGUGUUCAAUCAGAUUCAAGAGGAGAUCAAAAGGAUAGGGAUAGGCAAGGCACUGAAUACAGACUCUGUGAUGGAUAAAAUAUUAACAAUGAUGUACUACAUUUAUAAUCUCAUGCCCCUGACAAAAGGAAAUAGUGCUGUAAUAUAUUCAGUUGCUGUGGGGAUCAUCAUGUCCGUCAAUAAAUUUGUUUUUGGAAAGAUUCCAUCAGGGAAGCUUUUAGAAAUGGAAGCCAUAUUGUCUGGCGCUCCUGAUGCUUUCAUACUGGUUACUAAAAACUGGAUGAAUGUGAGAGGGGCGGAUGUUCCAAUCACCAUUCACCCCAAAAUAUGGGAUGUGUUACCCACAGUCCGCCAUGUUGUUGAAGUAUUGAAUGUCAAUACAGAUCUUUGCGUUAUGCCAGCAAAUCCAUGAUCUCCGAAACCUUCACAUCGAAGUCCUGUUCUACAAACUCUCUAUGCAAAUGCAAUUCUUUUUUAUCAGUAUUUUGUAGUGUUAUUUUCUUUUCCUUGAGAGUAGAAAGAUAUAUGCACAAAUUAACAAUGAUAUUGUGGGCAGUAUUCUUAGUUCACCUGUUUUAGAGAUAAUUUUAUUCACAACUUUUAGGAGAUACCUACUACUAAAGUAUGGUAAUAUGUUAGUAUUUUCAUUGUUCUUUAAACAAAAUUUCUUUCCUUUCAUUUUUUAAAUUUUUUUUAUUUAAUGUGAGGUACCAAGUUGUUUCUUCACAAAGCUAAUUUCCGACUGAACUUUUACAACCUGAUGUAGGACAUUGUUUUUUUUUUUUUUAAUUUUACUGAUGUUAAAACUUUAUGUUAACAAUUUUCAAGGCCUGAAAAUAUAGUUUUGAUUAUCUUUUAGAAUACAUGUACAUGUAUUUACAAAUAUGUUAUGAAAUGUUUUAUAGCACAGAGCAAAUUACAUGCAGAUUUGUCUGAUCAUACUACUCGAGUUGUAUUGGUUGUUAUAAGUGUUGAGGACUAACCAUUUAAGACUGUGAUUUGGGAGGGGGUGUUUUGUUAAUCUAUGCAGUUUGUUAUACAUAUCCAGUUUAUAUGUAACUAAUUCUUACUUUUGUAUGUUUGAUGAUAUAAAAUGCACAAGCAGUGAUUAA
This is a messenger RNA of Magallana angulata, 3286 nucleotides long. RefSeq names its product tetratricopeptide repeat protein 13-like. NCBI's taxonomy places the organism in Eukaryota, Metazoa, Mollusca, Bivalvia, Ostreida, Ostreidae. Bases 31 to 2586 code for a protein of 851 amino acids. Gene Ontology annotation, molecular function: protein binding. The record is from RefSeq and is a predicted model, not a curated record. The transcript has 24 exons.